This is a messenger RNA of Magallana angulata, 779 nucleotides long. Its product is annotated as vesicular, overexpressed in cancer, prosurvival protein 1-like. Gene Ontology annotation, cellular component: cytoplasmic vesicle membrane. The transcript has 5 exons. The record is from RefSeq and is a predicted model, not a curated record. The coding region runs from base 78 to 488 and encodes 136 amino acids. NCBI's taxonomy places the organism in Eukaryota, Metazoa, Mollusca, Bivalvia, Ostreida, Ostreidae.
UCGUAUCGCCGGUGUGUACAUUCAUUGUCACAUGACUUGCGUUCAUAGACAGAUUAACAACAAACACACAGGACAAGAUGGGGGUAGUCUCGUGGUGCCUGCGUACUGUGUUUCUGGUCCUGUCUCUCGUUUGUGAGUUCGUAACAGGUACGUACUGUCACAACGCCUUUUCCGGACUUCAAUAUCAUUGCGGAGAUGACUAUGAGUGCUGCCAUCUUGACGAGUGCUGUUACACUCACUACGUCUAUCGGCUAUGGUGGUUUUGGUUUAUCUUGUUAAUUAUAUUCUCUCUGAUUGGGUGUUGCAUCACUGCAAUGCGCAAGCGUAGAAACCGGUUACAAUACACCCAGGUUGCUCAGCCAGUUUAUGGAACAACAACAACACACCCACCACCAGGCGGUGCCUACCAGUAUCCGCAGCCAGCACUAAGUGCCCCAGUCAAUCCACCCCCAUAUACACAACCACAGAAACCACCGACUUACCAGUAGUGGAAUCCAAAGCAUUUGGCGGUCAUACCAGAGCUUUACUGCAGUCGCCAUUUGCAGCAAAUUCUCAUAAAUCAAGUACUAAUUACCUGGAAACUAAAGCUGCAUCUUUCAAAGAGGAUUUGUGUUGGACACAUGUGGAGGAUCGUAAAGACAUGGUUGUUUGUGCUUGCUUACAUGGUGCAUUGAAUACAAUAAAAGUGAUUUGUACAUUAGUUUGGAAAACAAAAUGCUCUAACAAGUCAAUGUCAUGCUAACUUUUAUUUAGUAAUAAACACCAUUUUCUAUUCUUCA